Naegleria lovaniensis is the source of this 1347-nucleotide messenger RNA. RefSeq lists its product as uncharacterized. Bases 1 to 1347 code for a protein of 448 amino acids. Gene Ontology annotation, biological process: peptidoglycan turnover; amino sugar metabolic process. Lineage: Eukaryota; Heterolobosea; Eutetramitea; Acrasida; Naegleriidae. The transcript has 2 exons. Gene Ontology annotation, molecular function: ATP binding; phosphotransferase activity, alcohol group as acceptor. The record is from RefSeq and is a predicted model, not a curated record.
AUGUUGGUCGUGGGAGUCAAUUCAGGAACAUCUGUCGAUUCCAUUGAUGUUGCAAUUUGUAAAGUGAGUGAUCAUGAACAAAAUUUCACCACUCAAAUUUCAGAACACAUCAUUCCCAUUCCUCGUCUGCAAUUAAUAGCUUUCGGAUCAAUCCCAUGGGAAUCACACGUACGCCAGCGAAUUUUCCAUUUAAUGAGAUCCCAACAGUUGAGUGCCAAAGAUUUUUGUGAGAUGAACGUUGUGAUUGGAGAAGCAUUCAAAAGUGCCAUUGAAAAAGUUUUACUCGAUCAUGAUAUUGAUGUGAAAUUGAUACAAGUCAUUGGCUCGCAUGGUCAAACGAUUUAUCAUCAAGUGGAGAGCAAUGCUUUAAGGAAGGAUCAAGGAAAUAGUCAAGCAACAACAGAUCUAGUUUGUGAAAACAUUUCAUCAUCCUCAUAUCGGAUGAUUAAAUCCACACUUCAACUUGGAGAUCCAUCGUGCAUGGCUCGAUUAGGAAUACCAGUGAUUAGUAACUUUAGAGUGAAUGACGUUGCAUUGGGAGGACAAGGAGCUCCUCUCACGUCAUUGUUUGAUUUUCUAUUGUUGAGACAUCCAACGAAAUGGAGAGCAAUUCAGAAUAUUGGUGGAAUUGGAAAUGUGACCUUUGUACCUCCUCUAAAUUUCUCAAUCGACACCCAAGACGCAUCUUCUCUUGUGGUUUCAUUCGAUACUGGUCCAGGAAAUGCUCUCAUUGAUGAUUGUGUGAGAAUUGUUACAAAAGGAAUCUCCCAAAUGGAUCUCGACGGGAAAAUGGCUAGCUCUGGAACUCGAAAUGAAACAUUAUUUAACCAUCUUUGUGAAUUCUACAAGCCCUAUUUUGAAAUGCCAUACCCAAAAACAAGUGGCAGAGAAUUAUUUGGACACGAUCAAGUCCAACAAUUUAUUGAACAAAUACAUCCCAAUGAAGAUUAUAGUAUGGAUCCAUCGAUGGCAAAUUCCCUAGUUGCAACCUUUACAGAUCUCACGGCAUAUAGUAUCACUCGUGCAUAUUCUCUCGUUAUUUCCAACUUGAAAAUUCAAACCAAUAAUUUUGAAGUGGUCGUGGCAGGAGGAGGUCAACAUAAUCCUCAUCUCAUGAAACGACUCUCUGAAAUGCUCUCUCAAGAAUUUGGUGAGAGUCCAAACUCCAUUCGAAUUCUCUCUCAUGAACAAUUAGAUUCCUCACAAGCAUUGAAUAGUAAUGCGAAAGAAGCCAUGUUAUUUGCCUUGUUGGCAUAUUUACAUGAACAGGGACGAGUGGCAAACCUUCCAUCGGUGACUGGAGCUUUAAGGGCAUGCAUGUUGGGCUCAAAAACACCUGCUUUGUAG